Messenger RNA from Cololabis saira (Pacific saury), 1757 nucleotides. RefSeq names its product transmembrane protein 176 (gene tmem176). NCBI's taxonomy places the organism in Eukaryota, Metazoa, Chordata, Actinopteri, Beloniformes, Belonidae. The transcript is spliced from 7 exons. Gene Ontology annotation, cellular component: membrane. The record is from RefSeq and is a predicted model, not a curated record. Bases 317 to 931 code for a protein of 204 amino acids.
AAGUCCCGGACCCGGGACCUGUUCCCUGGACGGUUCCCAGGUCGUGAACGGGUCCCGGGUCUCCCGUCCAGCUCCCGCCAGCAGACACGCAGAUAUUUACCUUGGGGGAGGAUGAGGAGGAUGAAGAGGAGAAGUGGCCCCGCGCUCCCGCACGCUCAGCUGCGAGGAAUGCGGGAGAGCAGAGAGGAAGUGGAGGAGGAGCCCGGGCGGCCAGCACGAACCCCUGGCUGAUCAACAGGACCCAAGACAAGCCCCACCGAGCUGCACCGAGGACCGAACCCUCCAGCUGGACCACAACCGAGCUCUGAACAAGGUGAUGGCGGUUUCGGUCUCCAGAGAUCUGACGGUCCAGGUGCUGGAGGACGUGAACGCCGCGAAGCUGACGGACAGACAAAAGGCUCUGAGAGCUGCCAUCCAGAGAGGCGAGCCCAAGUGUCUGGGGGUGAGUCAGGUGAUGCUGGGGCUCAUGGUCUUGUCCUACUCCAUUCCUCUGCACCUGACCGAGUUCACCACCGUGGUCGUCCUGGGCGUUCCCUGGUGGAGCAGCAUAACGUUCAUCACAGCAGGAGUGGUUGCGAUCAUCCUGGACAAACACUGCACCAUGAAGACCCUGUUGGUGUGUUUGGUUGUGAGCAUGGCGUCUGCCGCGCUGUCAGUGGUGGCCGUCAUCAUCUACUCUGUGGACAUCCACAAGCAUCCGGAGACGUCCUGCAUCAAGAGCGAACGUGGCAGUUGCGAUGAAAAGCACUACGCUCUGAUGAGCAAAGGAAUAAAGUCAACACUCCUCCUCUUCACGCUGGCCCAGACAGCCAUUUCCGCCAUCCUCUGCUUCCUCCUCAACAGACAGAGACGCACCUUCGGACAGUACUUCUCUCUCAACGAGCCUUCACUCCACACUCCCACUGCUGUGACAGCGCCCGACCUGAACUGAUCACGUCACCUAUCCCAUCGAUCAUCUUAUUCAGAGGAUUCAUCAGCUGCCUCCUGAUGAGGGUCGUCCAUCGCUUCUGUCUACGAGUGAAUCACUGCUAAGCUGCCGUGCAGACUUCAACUUCCUCCUCCACGUCUUGUUUUUGGGGGCGUGUCCUCUGAGGACGGCGGCUGACAGAUGAGUUUAAAUGAGGACAGCUAACAGGACAAACAGAAGUGACCUUUAACAAACCAAACUGCUUAUAUGUGAAAUCCCCAAGCCUUUCCUGGUGAAGCAGUUACUAACGUUAAUAACUGUGUAACUAACACUGGUAACUAACGCUCACACAGCUGGUAAACAGUCAUGUGCAAAAGUUAGUUCCACGCCUGUAAUACUUUACUUUUCUCCGGGAUUUUGUAAAGUUGUAUAAUGCUGUUAAUCAGUAGUUUGUAUUUGUCAAAAUUACAAGUCAGUAUCUUGUAAUCGUUAGAAAAAGAAAAUACGGUUUUAAAAAAUGAGUGAAAAAAAAAACAAGUUAAUAUGAGAACGACUUGUGUUUAGUUUCAUUUCAUUUUGUUUCAUUUGACUGCAAACACAGACUAUAAAAACUUUCUGCUGCUUCUUCAUCUUUUCUCACAAUCUCUUUGUUUCCCAGAUAAUGUUUUUUAAUCAACAUUUUACACUGAAGUUGUUUGGUUGCACAUGGACUCAUCACUUGUGUUGGUCUUCCUCUGAUUCCUCCUCUGUGCAGAUGUGUAUGUGUGUGUUUUGUAUAAACUCAUAUUGUUGUCCAUUUUAUACGAAUAAAAUCACAAACCAAAUAAAGGAUAUAAUUGCGUUUGUUUUU